This is a messenger RNA of Agrilus planipennis (emerald ash borer), 2449 nucleotides long. Its product is annotated as glucose dehydrogenase [FAD, quinone]. Bases 457 to 2298 code for a protein of 613 amino acids. The transcript has 8 exons. Lineage: Eukaryota; Metazoa; Arthropoda; Insecta; Coleoptera; Buprestidae. Gene Ontology annotation, molecular function: oxidoreductase activity, acting on CH-OH group of donors; flavin adenine dinucleotide binding. The record is from RefSeq and is a predicted model, not a curated record.
UUUGUUUACUUUUUUAUUAAUUCUAGCGCAAUAGGCUUCACUUAAACGUCAAGAAUUUGAUUUUUAUUAAUAAUUCUGUGAAUAUAUCAAAUAGUCAUUAUAAGUAUCAACAAUACUAGGGUGGGGGGGGGUGUUUUUUUAAUUAUUUUUUUGUGUUUUGAGUUAAAUGCCUUGAAGCGUCAUGUGUUUUUUGGGAAUUCUAGGAAAGGCAAAUGCGCAUUUUGAAGGUGGUUUACAGUCAGUCAGUCCUCUUGAGAAGGUCCUUCGGCAGUAUUCAAAGUGCUUGAGAUAAUGAAUUUGUAAACACGGUGUCCAAUCAGUCCCAAAUCUAGGCUAGAUAAGAGCCACUAUAAUCACCGAAGUAUAUAUACUAUCUGACCAUUACCCUUUACAGAUUCAUUGUUUCAGUUCGGAAAUUUCUUCUGCAUUUUACUGGAUAAGCAUUGACGUGCCAAGAUGGCUUGCAAUUGCCAGGGGACACCCAUGGGUCCAACACUCGCUGAAGUGUGUGGUGGAGGGGCAUUCUGGGUGUUCAUGAGCGUAUUCGAGGCUUUUCUUCGAACCCAAUGCGACAUUGAAGACCCAUGCGGAAGACCGAAGGAAACUGAAGUGGUUUUACCAGCAUACGAUUUUAUAGUGAUUGGAAGCGGCGCAGCUGGUGCAGUGGUCGCCAGUAGACUAUCGGAAGUACCAGACUGGAAAGUCCUGUUGAUAGAAGCCGGUUGGGACGAACCCACGGGAACUCAAGUUCCACCCCUUUAUGUCAACUAUAUUGGAUCUCCCAUCGACUGGGGUUAUUAUACUGAACCGGAAUCCGAAGCCUGUCUCAACCACGACAAUCAAAGGUGUUACUGGCCCAGAGGAAAGGUAAUGGGAGGUACAACCGUGCUGCAUGGCAUGAUGUACACCAGAGGGAAUCGGUAUGACUAUGAUAAUUGGGCAGCUUUGGGAAACCCCGGUUGGAGUUACGAAGAAGUCAUGCCAUAUUUCCUCAAGAGCGAAGACAACAAGCAGUUCAACGAAAUGGAGAGGGGCUAUCACGGUCUCGGCGGUCCUUAUACCAUAACACAAUUCCCAUCUCAUCCACCUUUUGCUAACGCUCUCAUCCAAGCCGGCGACGAACUGGGAUACUCCCCGAAAGAUUUGUGUGGCAGAAACCAGACCGGUUUCAUGAUAACGCAGACCACAAACAUGAACGGAGUUCGUCAGAGUUCUGCCCAUGCGUACAUAAGACCAGUUCACAGAAGACCCAACUUGCACAUCCUUUACAACUCAACGGUGACGAGACUCCUCAUAGAUAACGACACGAAAAGCGCCUAUGGCGUGCAGUACAUGAAAAACGGAAAGUUUCAUAACGUAAAUGCAACCAAAGAAGUUGUUGUAUCAGGAGGUUCUGUAAAUUCACCCCAACUUCUCCUUCUUUCCGGUAUUGGUCCAAUGGACCAUCUUCACGAAGUGGGAGUUCCCCUAAUGCACCAUCUGCCAGGCGUUGGAGAAAAUCUUCACAAUCACGUCGCGUACAAUAUGACGUUUUAUCUGAACGAAGCCAACACAAGGCUCCUAGAUUGGGCGAGUGCCAUGCAGUACAUCUUGUACAGAAACGGCGCGUUAAGCAGCACAGGGUUAACGCAAGUUACCGGAUUUAUCAAGACUAAAUAUGCCAAUCAGACGGAAGAUAAUCCCGACAUUCAGUAUUUCUUCCACGGUUACUCUCCCGACUGUUCCGAAACUGGUACUGUCGGUGAACUGAUCAACAACAAUUCCAGAGCGUUUUUGAUGUGCCCAACCCUUAUAAAACCGAAGAGUCGAGGUUUUCUUAGGUUACGUAGCGCUGAUCCCAUGAUGUCCCCGGCCAUUUACGCUAGAUACUUCACGGAUCCCGACGAUGUCAAAGUACUGGUCGAAGGUGUGAAAUUUGCCACAAAAUUCGUCAGUACGAAAGCAAUGAAAAAGUAUGGACUUAGGCUAGACAUGACCCCUGUGAAGGGUUGCGAGGAUCUCGAUUUCGGUUCGGACGCCUAUUGGGUUUGUGCCGCUAAGAGAAAUACCGCUCCAGAGAAUCACCAAGCUGGAACCUGUAAGAUGGGACCCAGUUCCGAUCCUAUGGCGGUUGUAAAUCAUCGAUUGCAGGUUCACGGAAUAGACCGUUUGAGAGUAAUAGACAUGAGUAUAAUGCCUCAAGUGGUCUCGGGAAAUCCUGCAGGUCCUACCACCAUGAUCGGUGAAAAAGGAGCGGACAUGAUCAAGCAGAGGUGGAUGGCAGCGGAACGAUCGGUCGUGAUUAGCGCUAGUCAAUAGUUGUAAAUAUGUAGUAAAUAAUAAUGGAGUUAGAAAUAUUUACAGUUAGAUUUAGUAGAGAGAAAUAACUGAUACUCCCGUAUAUUUUAUCUAAUGAAUGAUUUAUAUUUUUUAUGGUUUACAAUGAAUGAAUAGACUUGUAUAAAAAAAC